AUGGCGAUGGGGACAGGGAGAUCGUCCAAGGCGCUUCACAAUUUUACGAUGCCCUUCGAGCUCCGGUGGGGGAACCAAAAACAGAUGCGCUGCACCAAGGUCAACUCCGGCGGCCACAACCACCCUCCCCGUCGAUUUGCGCCGCUCGAUUCGCAUCGCCGCCGCCGCCGCGAGGAUUCCGUGCAACACCCCCGCUUCGGCUCGGAGGAGGAAAGGGGAAGAAAGAGUGGCUCGCCGUUCGAUUUUGCGCGUGGAUCUUACAAAUCGAGUCGCUCUCCGCCGCCCCUGGCGCCGGGUGGCGGCAGGGGAUUCAGCGACUGCGGUGACGAUGGGAUCUCAGCCGUGAGGGAGAAACUGAUGUUCGAUCUCCAGACCGCCGCGGAGAGGAUGAAGGACGCGGUUUUCAGGGAUGGUUUUGUGAAAGGCGAAGCCUCCUCCUCUCCGCCUCCGCUGCCGCUGCCGCCGCCGCUUCCGGCGACCCCAAUGGAAGAAAUCGAAGAGGAUUUCUACGGGAUAGUGGGUCACCGGCCGGCGCGGAGGCCCAAAAAGAGGGCAAGAAUUGUUCAGAGACAAUUGGAUACAUUGUUUCCUGGGCUGUGGUUGAGAGAGGUUACAGCCGAUAUGUACAAAAUCGAUGAAGCUGCUCCAUGA
Messenger RNA from Striga hermonthica, 651 nucleotides. The record is from the annotation of a GenBank genome assembly. NCBI's taxonomy places the organism in Eukaryota, Viridiplantae, Streptophyta, Magnoliopsida, Lamiales, Orobanchaceae.